Messenger RNA from Pichia kudriavzevii, 1041 nucleotides. RefSeq lists its product as uncharacterized. Bases 1 to 1041 code for a protein of 346 amino acids. Gene Ontology annotation, biological process: transmembrane transport. Gene Ontology annotation, molecular function: transmembrane transporter activity. NCBI's taxonomy places the organism in Eukaryota, Fungi, Ascomycota, Pichiomycetes, Pichiales, Pichiaceae. The record is from RefSeq and is a predicted model, not a curated record. The transcript has a single exon.
AUGACCAGCAACACCACAACAGAAAAAAUCAAAAUGAUCCCCGGAAUUACAGGCGAUAUUGAGUAUAAAGACCCUUUAUUCACUAUGCCUUCAAUAUUAGGGCCAUAUAAGGUGGCAUUGUUAUCUUAUGCCUCAUCGAUGAUAUCGACCACCUGCGGAUUCCCAUUGGAUUCCAUAAAGACGAGAAUGCAGAUCCAUACAUAUCCAACGGCUUUAAACUGUCUCAAAGCAACGAUACUAAACGAGGGAUUCCGUGGGUUAUUCAGAGGUUUAGCCGUACCAUUAUUUUCUACCUCGUUGACACGUUCACUGACUGUGUCAAUCUAUACAAACUGCAAACCGAUGGUUUCCUCAAUAGUACCUUCCUUUGACAUUGUAAGUAUAGAAAACCAAGAAACUAAGCGGUUUAUACAGAAUUAUCCGGUUUCCUUCCUCUCUGGAGUGUGUGCCGGUGCUUUGAUUUCAUUAUUUGCUUGUCCUUUUGAAUUAACUAAGAUAUUUCAGCAAAUUGUCCUGGUUGUCAAUAGAGAUGGUAAUUUCAUGAAGGAAAAAAGCAAGCUUCCAACUAGAGUCGUGGAGAUUGCAAGAAAUAUAGUAAAGUAUGAAGGAUUAAAGGGACUGUAUUCAGGAUAUAGAUUUCAUGUCGUUAGAGAUGGGUUUAGUGCUGGUAUCUUUUAUAGCGUCUAUGAAACGGUAAAACUAACUUUGCAGGCAAAACUGAAUCAAUCUAAAGCUCUCAGUGACAAAGAAAAGUCAAGUUUGGGAGCUUUGUGUGUUCCGUUAUCCGGUGCUAUUUCAGGUAGCUUGUCAUGGGUACUUGUGUAUCCCAUAGAUACCGUUAAGGCUAAUUACCAAAAGGAUGUCUUACGAAAUAUCAUUAGGGCAAAAAUGGGCCUGUCAAAAUUGGAAAUCAAGCCUAAGAAAAUCGAAUAUUUUAAUAGAGAAAUGUACAAAGGUUUUGGACCAUCUAUUACAAGAUCAGUAGGUGUUACUAUGAUAUUUUUUUCUGCAUUUGAAUAUUUCAUGAAAAACAUUGCAUGA